CAAAUCAAUGGGGUCGUUCGUUGGGGAUUCCCCAAAACAAAAUUCCCUCAUAUGUUUUACGUUUUAGAAAUCACCGGUUUACACAGAUAUCUUCGAAUCUUUGAAAUGACACUAACCGUGCCGUAAGGAAUACACUCGUGAAGUAACCAGAAAGAAUAAAUCAGAAACCGAAAUGAGUGACAACAAUCCGCUGACCCGUAAGAGGAGAAUGGAGGAGUUUAUCAACAGCAAGAUUGACUACAACGGCACAGUCACCAUCACCUUUCAGCAGGACUUCGCCUUCUACUCCCAGGUUUUGCCAGCACCCUCACAGCGCCAGGCAGCUGACCUACGAGUCCUGGACACUGACAUGCACCACGACCUGCAGCAGACCAGAGUGCUCAACUGGUGUCGAACAGCAGAUCCUGUGUUCCCCCUGCAGACUAAGAGUGAUGGCAACUGCCUGUGUCAUGCCGUCUCCUCCUUCAUCUGGGGCUUGGCUGAUGACAACCUCACGCUUAGGAAGCUCAUUAACAUUGCUGUGGACACCGAGAGCAACAAACGGAGAUGGCGGACCCAGUACGAGAGGCAGACGGACACGGCAAGAGACAGUAUGAGACUGAAUGGAAACGAUUGGGAACGGGAAUGGAAGACAGUCGUCAUGACAGCAGCACCUACACGGAACAUGAUGGGAGUUGUUCCGUACUCUCACCUUGAAGCUAUCCAUAUCUUCACUCUGGCCAAAAUACUGAGGCGUCCCAUCAUAGUACUUGCAGAUGUCACAGCCCGUACCCUGUCUGGAGCCAGUCUGCAGGAGAGUGACAUUGGUGGCAUCUACCUUCCCCUGGACUGGCCGGUGGAGAAGUGUUCCAAGUACCCUGUAGUGCUGGCCUACAACCUGAACCACUUCUGCCCACUCCUGCCACAGAACGCCACCAGCUCGGAGAAGGUCCUCUUCACAGUACCCAUUGUGACUCAUGACAAGUCUUCUCUGCCCAUCAGAUUCCUUUCAGAGGAGGAAGAGAAGAAUGCAGCGCGGAUUCUUAAGUCAUACUUGAAAGUAAAAGAGAUAGGCGUAUCCACAACUGAGUCCAUGUCACUUGUGCUGUGCACAGAUAUAAAAUAUGUACCUCUACCAGAUCACCUGAGGGUGUUUGAGCAAAAAGUUCUGAGUGUGCCAAAGAGCUCUUACAGUCCCAGGGCUGGAGUUGCUGCAGCCAGCUUUGAUAUGGCGCUAUGCAUCAGCCCAGGUUGCAAGUUCUAUGGUUCCCCAGCAACAGGUAACAUGUGCUCAGAGUGCGUGGAGAAGUAUCUUCAGCAGACACCACCCCAGCCUCUUGCAGAGCCUACAGCUCCUCCCGCCUCCAUGCCUGUCGCUGCAGAGUACAUUGAUAUGUCUAUGAUGGGUGAGACUUGUACUGGAGGCUGUGGAUAUAGGUGCUCUGUCAACACAUAUCCUUAUUGCCAUGAGUGCGCAGAGAAAAGGAGAACCCAGGUGUCAGGCUCCGUAGUUCAUCCCAGUCCUACUGACAUCUCUGAGACAGGACCGAACGCCAUCUCUUACCAAGAACCUGGAGAAUUUUCUGAAGCAGGACCUACUGCCAUCUCUGGACAGGGAUUGGGCACCAUCUCUCAAACAAGACCCGGUGCCACCUCUCAACCACGACCAAGUGCAACCUCUCAACCACGACCUAGUGCCACCUCUCGGCCACGACCUAGUGCCACCUCUCAUUCAACCAUGUCCACUGAGGAUUAUCUAUUUGGUGCUGGAGGUGGUUCACAGCAGGGAUUCGAGCGACCUGGAAUGUCAUCCUGUAUAAUGGAAGGAUGUCUUCAGCAGGGAAAAGCAAACCUUGGUGGACGAUGCGACAAGUGUUACAUGGGAGAGGAGGGGCUGAAGCAUAUCUGCAGCACUCCAGGCUGCAUUGGACCCCGAGUCCAUGAUGGAUUCUGUCAGCAGUGUAGGUCAAACCAAACUGCUGUCCAUCGUCCACCAACAAGUGGAUCAGGAGAAGGUAGCCCGGGAAGGAUAAACCAGCAGUCAACUGGACUGGCAGACAGACAAGAAUCAGAAUCAAGUGAACAGGAAGGUAACCUCAGUUUAAUGGAAUCUGGGUCCAAGUGUAACGCUGAGAGUGUGAAACUAAUGGUCCUGAAAGGGCCUGAAGAUAAGAUUGCAUGUGCGAGCCCAAUGUGUAACACACUCAUCUAUCCUCCAAACAAACUGUGCCAGAACUGCAUUGACAUACUGCGGCAAAGCCAGGCACUUCAGCAGCAGCAGCAGCAGCAGCAGCAGCAGCGCUCACACUUAGAACAACUCCAGCCGACCGUGGUGUCUUUGAAGCAAGAACUGCCAGGAUCAGCCAGAAGUUCAGAAAGAAGUAACAACAGUGCCCCACAUGCUGUCAGACAGCACAUGGUGAAGGUUCCUCUGGCGGAGAGUCAGCGUCCCAACUCAGCACCAAUAGGACGGAGGUGCCUCACACAAGGCUGUAGCAGGUUCGGUGACCCAUCCACUUCUGGCAGAUGCAGUGUCUGCUGGAUGAAGUUCAUCAACCCUAUGACACAUGGGUCAGUAGUGGCAUCACCUGACCCCGAGAUCAACGCUCUUGGUGGGGGUCAGCGAGAGGAUCCAUUCCAGGCUAUGAUGGCUCGGAUAGUCAGUCAGAAGAGGAGUCCUAGCCAUUGCAAAAAGUCGGGGUGUCCUAACUUUGGCAACCCCAGCAAUGAAGGCUUCUGCAACAGCUGUUACCCAUCCUACAUCCAGGUGACAAAUAAUUUGUAAGUGAUGUGAGGUGGGUUUAUGCCACUUGUUGCAAUAUUCCCGCCUUGUCACAGCGGGGUAUACAGGAAUGGUAUUCAGACCAUUUUUACCCAUGCAGGAACACAAAGCCCAAGUUUUGUUUGUUUGUUUGUUGUUUAACGCCGUACUCAGCAAUAUUCCAACUAUAUGACGGCAGUCUGUAAAUAAUCGAGUCUGGACCAGACAAUCCAGCAAUUUGGAUUGAUGACAUGCAUCAACCAAGUCAGCAAGUCUGACCACCCGAUCCCGUAGUCGCCUCUUACGACAAGCAUAGUUGCCUUUUACGGCAAGCAUGGGUUGCUGAAGACCUAUUCUCUACCCAGAUCUUCACGGGUCAAAGCCCAAGUAUUCAUCAUUACAAGCCAAUGCUUUAACCAUUGGGCAAUGCCACUUCCCUUUUGUAGAUAAGCAGGCACCCACAGGUAUGUAAAUGUUGAUGGUCUGUGUUACUGUACCAGUUGUUAUUUAUUUUACCAACUGAAGAAUCUGUUGUAGUUUGUUAUGUAUUGUCAAUUCCUUUGUAAAUUGAAGUUUCUGUGCAACUUGUUAUCUUUAAUACAUUCAUUUGAUAUGUUUAAUGUUGUAUUGACCACGUGUUGAACUGUAUUAGAUAUAUACCACUCAAUAUUAGCCCAUGAUUUUUCAUUCAGAGAGACAGCCUGGAUUGAUUUGCCACCAUGGCUUCCUUUUCAUGAAUAGUUCAAGUGACGCUUAAAAAUAGUUGUCCAAUCAAAUUACCGUUCUUUCACGACUGAAAUUGAGACAUCAUAAGCAGCUCGCCUUCUUGUGUACCAUCUCCUGUACAACUACUAUCAGCAUAACAAUGUCCCUCCCCUAUGUAAAUACACAGGAAUUUUUUUGUUUUAAGUCAUCUAAGACUAUUAAUUGUAGCGAAUACUCGCUUGUACGAUGCCACAGUUUUAAAAUUAGAUCUGUGCUGGACUAAUUCAAACAGCAUCAUUUUGAUUCGUUGACUUGAAGAUAACAGAGAUGAGGAUGGUGUAUACACUAGAUAAUUGAGGGUAUCAGCCUUGAACAACUGAUAAAUCUCAAAUGACGUAAAACUUUAGAAAAAAAAGAAAAAGUGUUUAUAUAAUAGAACUUGUAUUAUUUUUUUCUUUCCACCCAUUUCAGUUUUCAACUCUUCACAUAUGUUGGGUGCAAAGGUUUUAGUUAUUAUUAUCAUUUUGGUUGAACAAAUAAGUAUUAUUAUUGAAAAUGUUUUAGAAAAGCUACUAAUUGUUAGUCAUCUGCACUCACUCUGUACAUUUUAUUUCCCAGACUAAACAAAUUAUCAAACCUAUGGCCAAAAAACUUCCUUUAGGCCAUCAAUAUUUAAGUAUUUGAUUUUCAUCCCUCUCACUUCACUACCGUCCCCAACUCUUCAUUGUAUUGUACCCAUGUUGCAGACCAAGGAAAAUUGCUAAAUUUACUCUCUUCUUUGUAUAGUCGAGGUAUUGUUCCCAGAUGGUGUGACUAGUUUGUUUCAAAAAUAUAUAUAAAAUGUAUAACGCCUUUCCUCACAACUUUUUAAAAAUCUUAUUACAUCAAUUUAUGGUAGCCUUAAUGUAUCUCUAUGUUUCAAAUUACACAAAACAUGUUUGAUUGAUGGCAUAGGAUCUCCUUGAAUAUUUACAAGACAAACUCUGUGAUCAUUAGCCACACUGGGUAAUCGUUUGACAUAAUGGGUGAUCAGCAGACAAAUAUUCACAAACCUCAGCUCAGCACUUUUUGCAGGAAAAGGAACAUGUAACAAUUGGUGAUUCAGUGUAUUGAAACAAUACCCAUGGGGGUACCUACAUGUAGCUAUACAUAUAGUACAUGUUAAUACCAUAUCAAUGUGGUUGCAUACAAAACUGUAUGUCAUACUGAUCUUGUAGGUGAAAUGAUUUAUUGUCAUCUUUGUACUUGCAUUUGUCUUAUUGUCAGUCAUCAUUUACGUGUGCUAAUGAAUAAAUAUCUUUCACGUUAACAAUA
This is a messenger RNA of Haliotis rufescens (red abalone), 4759 nucleotides long. RefSeq names its product tumor necrosis factor alpha-induced protein 3-like. Bases 173 to 2764 code for a protein of 863 amino acids. The transcript is spliced from 5 exons. Gene Ontology annotation, molecular function: zinc ion binding; DNA binding. NCBI's taxonomy places the organism in Eukaryota, Metazoa, Mollusca, Gastropoda, Lepetellida, Haliotidae. The record is from RefSeq and is a predicted model, not a curated record.